Molecule: messenger RNA, 2730 nt
Organism: Anopheles cruzii
Lineage: Eukaryota; Metazoa; Arthropoda; Insecta; Diptera; Culicidae
Gene: ncm
Product: pre-mRNA-splicing factor CWC22 homolog
Exons: 2
Coding region: 1-2730 (909 amino acids)
Biological process (GO): mRNA splicing, via spliceosome
Cellular component (GO): catalytic step 2 spliceosome
Molecular function (GO): protein binding; RNA binding
Source: RefSeq, a predicted model, not a curated record
AUGCCGGAUAUCGAGGAACCUUCAGUCAAGCCGGUGAGCGAUGAAAAAGCGUCUCCGAAACAGACCACCGAGCGCAGUGCGUCACCACCGCGGGAACCGUCGCGCGAAAGCAGCGCGAGCCCGGAACCGAACCGGGUGAAAUCGGUUGUAAGGCGUCGUACCGAAAGGAGUGAAGAUGGUGAAAUCAGUUCCGGCCGUGAUUCGCGUUCGCGAUCCGCCUCCCGAAGCGAUCGGAGAAGUGAGCGUCGCCGUGACCGCAGAAGCCGGUCACGGCGUCAUCGACGAUCGCGAUCCCGCUCCCGGUCGCCGGACCGUUCACGUCGAUACGCCCGGGGUUACCGUAGAAGAGAUCGCACACGAUCCCGAACACGAUCUCGAUCGCGCUCCCGUCAAAGGGCGGAUCGGCGAGAGGAUGCCUCACGGCGCACCAAAGCCACCGGUGGUAAGGCGGAAGGUGCGCUCGAUCGCAAAGAGGAAGGUGACGAGGCGUUACUGCGCCACGAAAAGCCGGCCAUCCGGAAGACGGUCGAUCUGCUGACGUCGAAAACGGGCGGUGCGUACAUUCCGCCGGCGAAGCUGCGCAUGAUGCAGGCCGAAAUCACGGACAAAGCGUCGGCCGCGUACCAGCGCAUCUCGUGGGAAGCGCUGAAGAAGUCCAUCCACGGGUUCAUCAACAAGGUGAACGUGGACAACAUUGGCGUGAUCACGCGCGAGCUGCUGCGCGAGAACAUCAUCCGCGGCCGGGGGCUGCUCUGCCGGUCCAUCAUCCAAGCGCAGGCCGCCUCUCCGACGUUCACGCACGUGUACGCGGCGCUGGUGGCCAUCAUCAACUCCAAGUUUCCGAACAUUGGCGAGCUGCUGCUGAAGCGGCUGGUCAUUCAGUUCAAGCGAGGCUUCCGGCGCAACGACAAGGCCAUCUGCCUGUCCGCUUCGCGCUUCGUGGCUCACCUGGUCAACCAGCGGGUGGCGCACGAAAUCCUGGCCCUCGAGAUCCUCACGCUGCUCGUGGAGAACCCGACGGACGAUUCGGUCGAGGUGGCCAUCGCGUUCCUGAAGGAGGUGGGCCAAAAGCUGACGGAGGUGUCGGGCAAGGGGAUCAACGCGAUAUUCGAGAUGCUGAAGAACAUCCUGCACGAGGGCAAGCUGGACAAGCGCGUCCAGUACAUGAUCGAGGUGGUGUUUCAGGUGCGCAAGGACGGCUUCAAGGACCACGUGGCCGUGGCCGAUGCGCUCGAGUUGGUCGAGGAGGACGAUCAGUUCACGCACCUGAUCAUGCUGGACGAGGCAACGGACACGCAGGACAUUUUGAAUGUCUUCAAGGUGGACAACGAGUUUGAAGCGAACGAAACCAAGUACAAGGAGAUUAGCAAGGAAAUUCUGGGUAGCGACGCGGAGGACGAUGGCGACGGAGAUGGCAGUGGGUCCUCCAGUGGCGACGGUGGCAGCGAUUCGGACGACGAGGACGGCGCCAGUGACUCGGACGACGACGGUGCGGCGGGAGGCGACGGUUCGCGCAAACAGGACGCCAUCAUCGACAACACGGAAACGAAUCUGGUGGCCCUACGGCGCACCAUUUACCUCACGAUCCACUCCAGUCUCGAUUACGAAGAGUGUGCCCACAAGCUGAUGAAGAUGGAACUGAAGCCGGGCCAGGAGCAAGAGUUGUGCCACAUGUUUCUCGACUGCUGCGCCGAGCAGCGGACGUACGAGAAGUUUUACGGUCUGCUGGCGCAACGAUUCUGCAUGAUCAACAAGAUGUACAUCGGGCCGUUCGAGGCGAUCUUUCACGACACGUACACCACGACGCACCGGCUCGACACGAACCGGCUGCGGAACGUGAGCAAGUUCUUUGCCCACCUGCUGUUUACCGAUUCCAUCGGCUGGGACUCGCUGGCGUGCAUCCGGCUGAACGAGGAGGACACGACCAGUUCGAGCCGCAUCUUCAUCAAGAUCCUGUUCCAGGAGCUGGCCGAGUACAUGGGACUGUACAAGCUGAGCACCCGGCUGAAGGACCCGACGCUGCAGGAACCGUUCGCUGGCCUCUUCCCGCGGGACAACCCGAGGAACACGCGCUUCGCCAUCAACUUUUUCACCUCCAUCGGCCUCGGAGGGCUAACGGAUGAGUUGCGAGAGUUUUUGAAAAGUGCCCCCAAGCAAGUGGCUGCACCGUUGCCGGCUCCUGCCACUGCCACUGCUGCGGCGAAAGAUGCCAGCGACUCGGAUUCCAGCUCCUCCGACUCAUCGGAGUCUUCGGAUAGCAGCACCAGCAGCAGUAGUAGCAGUAGCAGCAGCAGUAGUAGUAGCAGCAGUGGCUCUGAACCGCAGCGCGAUCGACGUAAGCAACGGCGAAAGAAGGAGAGCUCCAAAUCGAAAAAGGACGCACACAAAGCCCGCAAACAGACGGCGAUGGCGGAGGACAGAAAACGGGACAAGCGCCCGAAGGACAGUGGAAAGAGAAGAAAAGAAAAUCCGGAAAACGAGCCGAGACCCGAGAGGCGCGACCCUAGAGACGACUACGAUCGUGGACGCGAUGAUCAUCGACGCGACGAUCGUUAUCGCGUCGAGGUGGCGGCAGACGGCGUUGGGCAGCGGAACCGUGAAGAAAACUAUCGCAAACGGUACCACCGGGAGGAUGUGCACGACGACGAGCGCCGUGAUCGUGAACGUGAUCGGUACCGCGAGCAAAUGCCGGAACGGAACCGUAGCCGCGAUCGUCGUGAUCGCCGCUAG